Paramacrobiotus metropolitanus is the source of this 1565-nucleotide messenger RNA. RefSeq names its product ornithine decarboxylase-like. Lineage: Eukaryota; Metazoa; Tardigrada; Eutardigrada; Parachela; Macrobiotidae. Gene Ontology annotation, molecular function: ornithine decarboxylase activity. The coding region runs from base 180 to 1436 and encodes 418 amino acids. Gene Ontology annotation, cellular component: cytoplasm. The record is from RefSeq and is a predicted model, not a curated record. The transcript has 2 exons.
UUCGUCGGCGGUGAGCAUAUAUAAAAAGAAGAACGCCAUCCAGUUUGCACAGCGGUCAUUGUUACAAACGAUUUUACUUACACCACGAAUAUCGUUUGUGGUUGCUCCGGCUGCGGUGUUGUUUGAAGUGUAUUGGAGUUCGACUUAAUAAAAACAUUACAGUAAAUAUUGAUACCAAAAUGACGCUGAGCGAUUUUACCAAGUCUUCACUUGAAAUUGCCGUUACCGACGAGAAAGUCACCCGAAAUACGAUUAUCCGGGCUGCGUUAACCAAGAAAUGGAUGCAAUUCUCAGAUGAUGCAUUCUUUAUUCUCGAUCUUAACAGAAUCAUUGACAUUGUUAGGAGGUGGCAACGCAAUCUACCCCGCGUCGGUCUCCACUACGCCGUCAAAUGUGACUCGAGCCCGCUAAUUCUCCGUGCCCUGGCCGCACUGGGCUGUGGUUUCGACGUCGCCACCCGCUCCGAAAUCGACCGGACCCUAAUUCACGUGGUCAACCCGGGCCGUCUCGUCUACUCUAACACCUGCAAAUCCGUCUCCAAUAUACUUCAUGCCGCCCAGCACAACGUCCGCCUCACCGUCUUCGACAGCGCCGACGAACUCCUCAAACUCAAAACCUACCACCCCACCGCCCAGCUGAUGGUGCGUCUGCGCUACAACAACCCGCACGUUGACGCUAAAGGUCAAAUGCACGGCCGUUUUGGCGUGUACGAAGCCACCGCCAAAUCUCUCAUCCAGAAAGCGUGGGACCUAGGUCUCAACGUGGUAGGCGUGGCCUUCCACGUCGGAGUCGGAGUCAACGGCGAAGCCACCGCCCACAUCGGGGCCAUCGAAAAGGCCAAGGAACUCUUUGAAUUUGCACAAAACAACGUUCGACCGUUCUCCAUCCUAGACAUUGGCGGAGGAUUCCGCGGCGACUGGAGUAACGCACGAUUGACCUUUGAAGAAUUCUGUCAUGACCUGGGCAGUGCCUUAGACACCCACUUUCCCCCGGCGUCGGGCGUGCGCCUGAUCGCCGAACCCGGCCAGCUGAUUAUGACCACGGCGCAGUCGCUGUUUCUGCCGGUGAUCGGAGUGAAAACAGUGAAAGAGGAACAGCGCCAACCGGGUUAUGUGCUGGCUGAUGGUGUCUACGGUGCAUGCCGACCCAUUGAUAUCUUCAAACCCAAACUGAAGAUGCGCGUGCAUCCCUUAGACGAACCGUCGUUCGACGUAACUGAGCAGCCCUGUCAGCCGUCGACUUUAUAUGGACCGACAUGCAGUCCGGAAGAUAUCAUAGCCCAGGAUCUCGCCCUGCCAACACUGAGCACCGGAACGUGGUUGGAAAUUCAGAAUAUGGGCAGCUACGCCAAAGAAUUGUCAUCAAAUUUCAAUGGUGUUCCCACAGCUAGUACCGUUGUCUGUAUAUCUGAAGACGACCUACAUCUCCUGAAGUAGUCCGAAGUUGCGUGAAAUCGUCCGUACGUUCUUGCUUUUAUGUAGUUCUUGUGCAAACCAAACUUAAUUAUUGAUAUUGUACAUAAGUUGUUAGUACAAUAUCUGCUCAAUAAAGUCGGGCAAUCAUUC